ACUAUGUGUUCUGUGUCUUCUUGCUCUCUCGUUUGUCUUCCCUGGUGUUGGGGUUAGUUGGAUAUGUUAUUGUAGAGUACUUGCCACCACUAGUAUAGAACUGGGCUAAAUGUCCCACCAAUUAUUGCAGUAAUACUAAUACUAGUAGCCAGUGGAGAAGAUGCAAGUUGAGACGCUGAUCCAGCACUGCUUGGUGGUGUUGGCCAGUAUACUGACAGUUGCAUGGACAAGCGCUACACAAGAGGACCUGCUGCGGCUGUAUCACUACACAUUGGUACAUGGUGAUCCAGCGCCCCCACCAGCAGGUGCCACGAUGGAAGAGGUGAUAAAGCUUGACCCGGACGACAUUCAUUCCGCUGCCCUUAUCCCUAUACCCCGUGAUAAGGAUGAUCCGCGUUACGUUCAGAGCUUCAAUCUGGAUGAGGCCGAAGCGUAUCGCACGUUUUUCAAGCAGCACGGAUUCGUCGUGAUCCGCGAUGCCAUUUCCCAGGAAGCCUGCAAUCAGUCUAUUGAUGAGAUGUGGGAGUACAUUGAAGAUCGGGGCUAUGAACUUCACCGAUGGCUGCCACCCAUGAUGGUGGAUCAUGUUAACAGGCUUGUGACGCCUGACCAACUUGGAAAGGUGCUGAACAAGUCACGGAUACGCCGCGAUGACCCCUCGUCGUGGAGCAAUGACUGGCCGCCCUUGGAUGGAGCUGGCAUUGUAGGUGCGUUGCCCGUCUUCACCCGCCAAGCCCUUCUAAACCGUCAGAAUCCCAAUGUGUACGAGGCUUUUGCCAACAUCAUGGAGCGCAAGGAUCUGAUGGUCAGUCACGAUCGCCUGGGCCUGUUCCGUCCGCUGCGCAAUGCCAAGAACCGCUUGGUCAAGCCUCGCAAGAAGUGGAAGACGGCAUACUCCUUACACUGGGAUCUAAACCCGUGGCGUCACACGCUGGACGACGACCUUGUAAUGGUUCAGGGUACUCGUGAGGCACAGCGCUCCGUCGCCGAUCUGAAGUAUAUCGAUCCGAAUGACUUCUUUCUGGAGAACAACGAGAUUGGCAUGGAGAGUGAGCCUCAGGUGAACACGCAGGGAAUGUUGAAUCUUGCUGACAACCUAGAGGAGGAUGGCGGCUUUCACCUUGUCGUGGGCUUUCACAAGGAGCUGGCCAGUUGGUCCAGGUCAACGCGCGACCUGAUAGCCCAGUACUUUAUGGACAAGAACUUUAUACCUGUGCAUGGCCAUGAUCCCAUGUACAAACAGCCCCAGAGAGUACCUAUGCGUGCUGGCAGCUUACUCAUCUGGGACCAGCGUGUGGCGCACGGCAGUCGGCCCAACAACAGCACGCGAGCAAGGUAUGUUCAAUUUGUAAAGAUGUUCCCAUCCAUCAACCUCCGCUCAGAACGAGCUAAGUAUCGUGGACAGCUUAUCAAGGACAAGGUUGAACUAGCCGGUGUCGACUUGACUGACCUGGGCAAGAAGCUGUUUGCCCUCAAGGCAUGGGCAUCCGCGGACCCGAAGGUGCCCCGCGCCAAGGCUAAGAAGAAGACAUAGACUGCUCCUCCAUCAAUUAGUCGUGUUUCUUCUGUCAUGUACGUGUUCGCAUGACUCUUUGUACAUUAAAAGUUGAGUGCCUCGUUUUAUGUGCUUGUUUAAAUCAUGUUGUACACACUCCGAUGGGAGUAUGAUAAUGUAGUCAUCUAGGACGGCGGGCCUGUCCCUAGUGUUCCAAGUGCAUAUUGACGCUAACCUCCAAUGUUAUAUCCAAAGUAUCAGAUCUGCACUUUUGCACAUAAAACUGGUGUAUAUCUUUCAGUGUUGACUCACUACCCUACUACUACCAACCA
Messenger RNA from Sycon ciliatum, 1827 nucleotides. RefSeq names its product putative phytanoyl-CoA dioxygenase. Lineage: Eukaryota; Metazoa; Porifera; Calcarea; Leucosolenida; Sycettidae. The record is from RefSeq and is a predicted model, not a curated record. Bases 161 to 1534 code for a protein of 457 amino acids. The transcript has 11 exons.